Cottoperca gobio is the source of this 1427-nucleotide messenger RNA. RefSeq names its product leucine rich repeat containing 51 (gene lrrc51). The transcript has 5 exons. Gene Ontology annotation, molecular function: protein binding. The record is from RefSeq and is a predicted model, not a curated record. The coding region runs from base 73 to 645 and encodes 190 amino acids. NCBI's taxonomy places the organism in Eukaryota, Metazoa, Chordata, Actinopteri, Perciformes, Bovichtidae.
GUAGCCUAUGUCGGAACACGGGUUUCUAGAUAACCUAAGCUGAAUAGCCUGUUGCUAAUUUGCCUGAGUUUGAUGGUGAGUGCAUCUACUACAGGUGUGAAUAUGUAUGGGGCUCCUGUGGAUUUAUCUUUUAAAAACAUCAGCAGCUUGGCAGACGCAUGGACAGAGGAACCCAACAGCGGUCUUCGGCCUUUAAAGAGAAAUUCAGAGAUGAAGUACCCAAGCUGCUCCCUGCGUCUCAAUAACAACAGCAUCACUGACCUGCAUGACCUCCAGCAGACUGUUAGCCACUUCCUGGCUGAGCCAUCACAGCUCUCCUGGCUGGACCUUUCCUUCAACAACAUCUUACACAUAGAUAAAAUUUUGUGCGAGCUCCGUGAACUGCGUGUGUUGUAUCUACACGGCAACAGCAUUUUUAUUCUGUCAGAGGUGGACAGGCUCGGAGUGCUACCACAUCUACACACCAUCACUCUGCAUGGAAAUGUCAUAGAAACCAACAAGGCUUACAGGAAUCGUGUGAUUUCUGCUCUGCCUCAGUUAAAAACGAUGGACUUCAGUGCUGUGACACGCCAGGAGCGAGUUAUGGCAAAGAUUUGGCAUCAGAGCAACAAUCGCAGCAGAAGCAACAAGUUGUUGAAAUCUUAGUUUCACUCAAAUGUUCUGUGUUUCACAUCCACUGCUGGAAACCCUCUCACUGUUUAUCUGUGCUGCAAUCUGCAAUGUUGGUUUUGUCACGUCUAUCUGCUAAAAUGAACAGUUUAAUAUUGGAUUGUCAUCAACACUGUAUCACUUGAUAUAAAGUGAUAGGAGAUAUUGGCUCUGACAUACUGGACGUGUGUAAAUGAUCUGAUAUUGUUGGGUGUUGGAUGCUGUUAUUCUUUUACAACAAAGUGGAAUACCAGGUAUGUGCAUGUGGGUGUUGAGAUCAACUAAAUACGACAUAUGUGCUUAUGUUGAAAAUCUUUAAUGAAUUAAUGAAAUCAAAAAAACAAACAAAAACAACCAAAUUCUUAAAACGUUUUGGUACUAGCCUAAGACAUAUCAAACAUAUUCCAGGUAGUAUAACACAUUUGAGUAACAAACGAAACAGAAACAAAUGCCAAGAACCCAUUGCAAAAAGCUCAAAUCAAUUGCGUGGUUGAAAUUAUCACAGCCUUGCAGAUCAUCCCUUUAGAGACUCUGUGCUCCCUGCACACGCAUACAGUCAUGUGCUCUCCUCCGAAGAGCAAAUAAACAUUUAAAACACAAAUAAAUAAUCACAAAAAGGUCUCGGAUCAUGUUAUCUGUUGCGGUACAUAGAUUGUUAGCGCUCCCCCACACUGCUACAAUGGUUAGUUUCUGAUUAAUAUGAACAACUCAAUCAUAUUAGGAUCUGCAGCGAAAAGCUUUGUUUAAAAGCUAACAAAUGCAGGCCUGAAAAGGGUUCU